Messenger RNA from Cavia porcellus (domestic guinea pig), 1946 nucleotides. It is a transcript of the gene Tmem171, whose product is annotated as transmembrane protein 171. NCBI's taxonomy places the organism in Eukaryota, Metazoa, Chordata, Mammalia, Rodentia, Caviidae. The record is from RefSeq and is a predicted model, not a curated record. The transcript is spliced from 4 exons. The coding region runs from base 878 to 1858 and encodes 326 amino acids.
UGGCAGGUCACUGGCAGUGGAGCACCAGGAAGGAGUGCACCUAGGUGCCAGUGUGGAAGAGAUACAGGAGACUAGGCACAGGGCCUUCUUGAAUUUCAGAGCUGGGACAUCAGGCUCGAAUGGCUGGGGUAUGAAGACCUAUCUCAUGUCGUGAUGGAAACCUGGUGUCUCCAUAUCCUGUUCAUAGGGAGUUCCCUGGGAGGCGCCUGCGCCGCCGGAGUAGCAGACUGCGGUGGCUCUGGUUGGGGCGGCACGGCUGCUGAGACUGAGACUCUACACCUGGGGCUGCGCUUUCCCUUCGCCUCCCCUCCCGCCGUGCUCUCCUGCCUCCCGGAGUUCUGUGCUCUGGUCCUUGAAAGGGACCUUGGAGGGGACAGGCUCCCCUACCAGGCGCUCAUUUCCUGGCCGGCUCCGCGCACAGAUCGGGCAGCCAAGGGGACAAUCUUUUUGCGCCGAAUCCCCCACUCGGCCUGCGGGCUGGGGAGGCGCUGAGCGUGCCCACUCCCCGCGGAUUCCUCGCGCGCACGGUCACAGGCGCAGAAGCAGCCCCGGCUAUCGGCUCCGGUGCAGGGCACUCCCUGGCUCCCGAGGGGCAGCACCCGGUGUCAGCCAGAGCCCGCCGGUCUGCCCCGCCCCACCCUGUCGGGCCCCGCGCCUGCUUGGCACCGCCUUCCCGUGCCCAAGCCCGGCGAACGGGGGGAACUAUACGGGUCAGCGGGCGCCGGGAGGCCGCGUCUGGAGGCGGCGCCGCGCCCUGCAUGGGGCGCACAGUAGCGCGGCCACGCCGAGCGCAGGCAGCGCAGCUCAGAGCUCCACAGUCAGUUGGAAGGAAGGAAACUCGUCCUGUUUCACCUUGGGGAAGGAGUCUUCUCUGGCCAUGUCUUCCAUAGCCAUCGCUGAGCCAGAUGGGGACCAGAGGGACAGGCGGGCCAGCAAGCUCGUGUUCUUCCUCUUGGUCUUCGGUGCUGUUCUGUUGUGUGUGGGAGUCCUGUUCUCCAUAUUUGGGUACCAAGCCUGCCAGUAUGAACCUGUCCCACACUGCAGCAUGGUGCUGAAGGUUGCCGGGCCCUCGUGUGCCGUGAUUGGGCUUGGUGCUGUGAUCCUGGCUCGCUCUCGGGCGCGGCUUCAGCUCUUGAUGGGAAGGCAGCAAGGCAACCCGGCCAGCUCUGACCAAGCGUUCCUCUGUGGAGAGAGCCGCCAGUUUGCCCAGUGCCUGAUUUUUGGGUUUCUGUUCUUGACAAGUGGCCUGCUCAUCAGCAUCCUGGGCAUUUGGGUCCCCGGAUGUAGCUCAGGCUGGACACAGGACCUGGUGAACGAGACGGACACUACCAAUGCAGAGCCCCAGAUUUGUGGGCUCCUUUCCAUGCAGAUCAUGGGGCCUUUGGUUGUGCUUGUGGGAUUGUGUUUUUUUGUGGUUGCCCAUGUAAAGAAGAAAAACAACUUGAGUGCGAGCCAGGAUGCCUCUGAAAGCGAAGAGGGACAUGCCCCCAGCACAGAGCCCGUCCAGGUCACUGUAGGUGACUCGGUGAUAAUAUUCCCGCCGCCUCCGCCACCAUACUUUGCUGAGUCUUCUGCAUCUGCUAUUGGUGAAAGUCCUGCGGCCGACAGUUUGCCUCCCACUGACAGCCCACCUCCCUAUUACAGCCUUUUCAGCCAUGGCGGGACCCGAGCUCCUGAGAGCCAGGACGCUGCCUGCGAACAAGGGUGCGAAUUUGUGUACACCAUUACCGGGACUCACUCGCCUUCGGAGAUCUCUCACACGCUGCGUAUUUCACUGGAAUUGCCCCCGAGUUACGAAGAAAAAGAGAGCACCACAGUCACAUCUUUGCCACCACCUUCUGAACCUUCUGAACCAUGAAUUUUGGACUCCAGUACAGUUUUAUAUAUCAUGGGACACUAUUUUAUUUAACUUGUUUUUUUAAUAAAAAAAUCUAUGAUAGCUUUGA